Linum trigynum is the source of this 2198-nucleotide messenger RNA. The record is from the annotation of a GenBank genome assembly. Lineage: Eukaryota; Viridiplantae; Streptophyta; Magnoliopsida; Malpighiales; Linaceae.
CUCGGCAGCAAACUAAAGCUUUGGCAGCUGAGAGAUAGCAGAGUUCUCUCACCUCUCGUCUCUCUCUCUCAAAGCUUUCACCUCCCUUUCGACGAAAAACGCAGCAAUGGCUUUCUCCGAUUCCACCAAGAACUCGCUCAUCCCGAGCUUCCUCUACUCUUCUUCCUCCGUCUCCUCCAAGUCCUUCACCCUCUCCAAGCUCCUUAACUCCAGUCCCGCCGCCGAAUCCGCCUUCUCCCACCACUCCCCUUCCCUCAUGAGCAAGCCCGCCGCCGCCGCCGGUGGCUUUGCUAUCCCCGCUCCCAGCGAGCCCGGGAAGAUCGAGAUGUACUCUCCGGCUUUCUACGCCGCCUGUACCGCCGGCGGUAUCCUCAGCUGCGGUCUCACUCACAUGGCCGUCACUCCUCUUGACCUCGUCAAGUGCAAUAUGCAGAUUGACCCUACCAAAUACAAAAGCAUCUCGUCUGGCUUCGGGGUGUUGCUCAAGGAGCAAGGUGUAAGAGGUUUCUUCAGGGGAUGGGUGCCUACUCUCCUUGGUUACAGUGCUCAGGGCGCCUGCAAGUUUGGCUUCUAUGAAUUCUUCAAGAAGUACUACUCUGAUAUUGCUGGCCCCGAGUAUUCUGCCAAGUACAAGACCUUGAUCUACCUUGCUGGUUCUGCCUCUGCUGAGGUGAUUGCUGACAUUGCUCUUUGCCCGUUUGAGGCAGUGAAGGUUAGAGUGCAGACUCAGCCUGGGUUCGCCAGAGGUCUCUCUGAUGGUCUGCCCAAGUUCGUGAGAUCUGAAGGUGCUUUGGGAUUGUACAAGGGUCUUGUUCCUCUCUGGGGACGCCAAAUUCCUUACACCAUGAUGAAGUUUGCUUCCUUCGAGAUGAUUGUGGAGCUCAUCUACAAACAUGCAAUCCCCCAGCCGAAGAGCGAAUGCAGCAAAGGACUGCAGCUUGGUGUGAGCUUUGCUGGUGGGUAUGUUGCUGGUGUUUUGUGCGCAAUUGUCUCUCAUCCAGCUGACAACCUUGUGUCUUUCCUCAACAAUGCCAAGGGAGCUACCGUUGGUGAUGCUGUGAAGAAGAUUGGGAUGGUUGGUCUGUUCACUCGUGGGCUUCCUCUGCGUAUUGUCAUGAUUGGAACUCUCACUGGAGCUCAAUGGGGUAUCUAUGAUGCAUUCAAGGUUUUCGUUGGCCUGCCAACCACUGGUGGUGUUACCCCUGCACCAGCUGCACUUCCUUCUGCCGAGACUGCAGAGGCCUAGGACGAUGAAUUGAAGAUCUGAUAGAUUUUGGUUGCUUUCUGUGAAGUUUGGUAAAGAGCUAUAGGACAAAUAAGCGGGAACUAGAAGGUGGAUUCAUAGCCUUAAAUGACACUGUUGAUUUACUCCCUUUUGUUGGGUAGGAUACCCCAGACGUUAUAAGCCAUUUUUGUCGAAGUUGACUAUUCUAGGUUUUGGAUUUUGAGGGCGGGGGAUGUUUCUGCAUCCCUUGGGAAAUUUGAUUCAGACAAAUGCAUUUAUUUGGUUAGUAAAAAGAAAAGGGUAACCUUGGCUACAAUUGGUGUGACUAGGAUGCGUUUGCACAGCACAAUUUUAUUCAAUUCAAAUGGUAGCUUACUGGCUUAUGCAAUGUGAUUCCCGUUUCAGCAGCUGUCUUAUGGAGGUUGUUUCCUGGUUCUUGUUGGGCAAAAUUUGGUACUGUAGGAUGUGAGCCGAAGCCUAUAGUCGUUAACUUAUGAACCAGCCGAACGACUACUUGCAAAGAAUUUAUUUUCUUCUAAGCUCCACAGCAGUUCAGUUGUAUAGUGCUCACCAACAGCAUGUUAGUAAUUAGUAUCAGCAGAAACUGGAAACAUUGGCAUCUCAGUAGCGAAAACGAUCACAGGAUUUGUUCCUCAAAUAUUGCACAAUACAAGAGGGCAAGCUUGCAUACCUGAAUAGAAAGAUAUCAUUCAUACACAAUACAAGGAUUAAAUACAUAGAUAGAUAUGACGCCAAAGCAUAUGAUGACCCCAAAAUCUCAGCAGGACAAAGAGAAGAAUGUAAAUGACUCUUCCACAAUGGUCAUGUAGUUUAACUAAGACCUUCCCUUCCCGCAAGCCUUGCCUUACACUCUCAGUAUAAGAUCCAGCUGGAAUCAUACAGAGACCCUCCAAUCGCGAUUAAAAACCAAAGAAUUUGAGCUACCAAGUGCUAAUAUACACUACUACCAUUC